Messenger RNA from Desarmillaria tabescens, 426 nucleotides. Its product is annotated as DNA glycosylase. Gene Ontology annotation, biological process: base-excision repair. The record is from RefSeq and is a predicted model, not a curated record. Gene Ontology annotation, cellular component: nucleus. The annotation marks the transcript as partial. Gene Ontology annotation, molecular function: DNA binding; catalytic activity. The transcript is spliced from 4 exons. NCBI's taxonomy places the organism in Eukaryota, Fungi, Basidiomycota, Agaricomycetes, Agaricales, Physalacriaceae.
GAACUUGUUGCCCACGAUCCUUGGAAACUGAUCAUUGCGGUCACUCUUCUCAAUAAAACGUCGGGAAAGCUCGCGAUACCCGUAUUCUGGGAGCUCGUAGAUCGAUGGCCUACACCGCUGUCCCUCUCCCAAGCUAGCGAUGAGGAGCUAGUAGACCUUAUCCAUCCUUUGGGAACCCAAACCAUCCGCGCGAAACGGCUUAUUGAAAUGUCGAAAUCUUACCUUCUCGACCCGCCUUCUCCUUACGACCGUAAAAAAUACCCUCCGACACCCAUAUCGCACUUACCCGGGACAGGGCGCUACGCACUUGAUUCCUAUCGCAUAUUUUGUACGGCGUAUGAGGAUCCCUCAUCGCAAGAAUGGAAGGCCAUUGUACCAAGCGACAAAAAGCUGGUUCAAUAUAUUAAGUGGAAAUGGGCCGUCGAA